Molecule: messenger RNA, 806 nt
Organism: Paramecium pentaurelia
Lineage: Eukaryota; Ciliophora; Oligohymenophorea; Peniculida; Parameciidae
Source: the annotation of a GenBank genome assembly
GUAUGAAUUAAAAUUCAUCGAUGAAUCAAACAGUAUCAGAAGAAGAGAUAGAAGACAUAUAAUUUGAAUUUCCAUCAAAUGACAAUGGGGAGAAAAUAUUAAGCGAAGAAGAAUUUUUGGAUAAAGUAGAAAGAGAGAUUAUAAUAGAAGAUUUUAUUGAAAGCGAUGCUGAAAGAAAAACCGAACGUGUUAAGGUUGAAGAAUAUGAAUAUUAUUAUGAAUACAUCUACGAAGAAACAAAUAAUUUGAAUACUUCAGAAGAAAACUUAAAAAUUUUUGAAGAUUCUUAAGCUGAUUUUAUGGAAUAAUAAUAAUAAAUAUUGAAAACAGAUUAAAAUGAAUAAGAAUCAUUAAUAUCUCAAAAUGAAAGUUUAUUAAAUAUUUCAGACUCUCUUAUUAAAUAGAAUUCAGAAUAUAGUGAUGAAGUUUAAAAAGGUUUGUCUUAAAAUUAGAGUGAGUUUAAAGGAUAAACUAAUUAAACAAAUGCUCAAAGUGUGGAAGAAAGCGAUGAAAUAUAAAUAUUAUAAUAUGAAGAGGAAGAAUAUCAAAAUAUUGAGGAAUAGGAAGAACAAAAAGAUAAUAGUAUUUUAGAAGAGGAAGAAGUUAUAAUAUUUGAAGAGAAUUAAGGUUAUACUUAAACAAUAUAAGAUGAUCUUAUUAAUAACCAUGAUGAAUAAAUUUUUACCUAGCCAAUAUCAUCUAAAUUCAAAAUAAUGAAUGAAUCUAUCAAUUAAGAAUAAUAAUAACAAUAAUAAUAGUAAUAAUAAUAACAAUAAUAAUAAUAAUAAUAAUAGUAAUAAUAAUAA